AUGCUGGGAUACAAUGACGGUGGAUGGGCGUUUAGUCGCAACACCCUGGGAGAAGGGACUGGUCUAAUAUGGGUCGAUGGACUACAAUGUACCGGAAGUGAGGUGGACCUCCUGCAUUGUCCAUCCACUCACAGCUGGGGAGACAACUACUGCACUCAUCGGUCUGACGUCACAGUCUCCUGUAAAAAUUCUACUUUUCUCGACUUAGUAGACAUUCGUCUCGUGGGAUCCAAUGAAUCUGACUCGGGUAGAGUUGAGAUUCGACACAAUGGUCAGUGGGGUACGAUAUGUAGCAUUGGUUUUGAUGACAGAGAAGCCAGGGUCAUCUGUGGAAUGCUGGGAUAUCCCAAUGCAGGUCAAGCUUUCAAAGCGCCAUAUUUUGGUGAAGGAUCGGGCCUUGUAUGGAUAACCGGUCUGAAUUGUACAGGGAACGAACAGACCAUCAACGAAUGUCACCAGAACGGAUGGGGAAAUGCUGAGGCACGUGACUAUUACAGAUGUCGUCACAACUAUGACGCCUCAGUGUACUGUGGUAAAACUAAUGUGACAACCGGUAAGUAAGUUAAUGAUGUUAAGACAGGCUUUAUAAACUGUUAUAAAAGACGGAUACAUAAACUAUUGAGAUGGUUUUUAUCGUGAAGAGGUCCGCCUGGUUGAUGGCGAGAAUGCCUGGUCCGGUAGACUGGAGGUGAAACACGCUGGGGUAUGGGGAACGGUCUGUUCAAACGGAUUCUAUGACCAAGAAGUGGAAGUCUUCUGUCGAAUGUUGGGAUACAAUAACAGUGGUUGGUGCGUAUAGUGUUGUCGAAUUCCCUGCAGGGAUUAUAAAUAGGCUGGCUACACUACAGGGAAAUAUUAGUAUAUAGAUGUUUCCCCCAUAGGCACAUC
Messenger RNA from Ostrea edulis (European flat oyster), 888 nucleotides. Its product is annotated as neurotrypsin-like. The transcript has 6 exons. The coding region runs from base 1 to 561 and encodes 186 amino acids. The record is from RefSeq and is a predicted model, not a curated record. Lineage: Eukaryota; Metazoa; Mollusca; Bivalvia; Ostreida; Ostreidae. Gene Ontology annotation, cellular component: membrane.